CCGGUCUUCUGGCCUCUGGGUAAUAAAGCUAAAGAUAGAAACUUUUCCUACUUUUCAAACUUGCCUGUGCCCCCUCAGAAUUUGUGAGAAAACGCAGCCAGCAUCUUCUGGAAGAUGAGGAGGGCAGUAAGAUUCCAGAGCCACCUUCCGGCUGACAUUUGAGCCCUGCUUUCAGCACGGUCAAGCCUUUUGGAGGCAGUGUAUGGCUUGUAUCAAACUCUAUAUUUAGGAAGAACAACUGUGAACUAUGACAGGAAUUCUCUUUAACACUUAUCCUUAAACUGAGUUCCCCUCCAGCCCCGAGCCGGGAGCAGCUCUCAGUACCGGGUGAAGCACAGAUCGCUUGAGCUAUUUCAGCCACAUGAAAAGCAUCGGAACCGAGAUCACAGCUCAGAGGACACCCGGCGUCCCUUCCACUCUCUGAGGAGACUUGUAUCCUUGUACCUGGCUGCCUGGGACUUUCCUCAGGCAGGAAACAAGUACAUAAAGCAGGGAUAAGACCGCAUCAAUAUGUCGAAACAGCCAGUUUCCAAUGUCAGAGCCAUCCAGGCAAAUAUCAAUAUCCCAAUGGGAGCCUUUCGGCCAGGAGCUGGGCAACCCCCCAGAAGAAAAGAAUGUACUCCGGAAAUGGAGGAGGGUGCUCCUCCCGCUUCGGAGGAGGAGAAGAAGCCAAUUCCAGGAGCUAAGAAACUUCCAGGACCUGCGGUCAACCUAUCGGAGAUCCAGAACAUUAAAAGUGAACUGAAGUAUGUCCCCAAAGCUGAACAGUAGUUGGAAGAAAAAAACUUGAUGUGAAGAAUUGAAGAGUAAGAGAAUGGAUUCAAACAAAAAUGGCUCACUAAAAAGUUUUAUAUAUUUGUAUGAAGAUUAUGUACCUCCUGAAUGCCUAAGACUCUAGCAGAAAUGUCCUGUUUGUACAUUUAUAUCUCUUCCUUCUAGCUGGCUGCACUACUUACUUUAUCUUCACAUUUGGCAACUUGCAGAGCAAAUCGGCUCCAGAAUUUACCACUUGGAGGGUGUGGUUUUGAGAAGGGAUAUGAUUUUAUGGAGAAGGAUACAAUGAUAUGCAUAACAGUGAUUUUGAUGGAAAGUUCUCUAAGCUACUUCCCACACUAUUUUAGUCAAUAUUUGGAAUGUAUUUGAGUUCUUCACCUUCUAAAUUAUAUCAAUAAACUUUUUAUG
Molecule: messenger RNA, 1182 nt
Organism: Dama dama (fallow deer)
Lineage: Eukaryota; Metazoa; Chordata; Mammalia; Artiodactyla; Cervidae
Gene: SMPX
Product: small muscle protein X-linked
Exons: 5
Coding region: 511-771 (86 amino acids)
Cellular component (GO): costamere; muscle tendon junction; M band
Source: RefSeq, a predicted model, not a curated record